AUGCUGGGCCUCGUCGUGGCGGGCGCCCUGGCGCUGGCCCUGGCCGCGCUCGUCGCCUGGCUGGUGGACACGACGCGGGACGCCUGGCGCAUGCAGGCCGUGCUGGCGGGCAUGCCGGGCCCCAAGCCGCUGCCCCUGCUGGGCAACCUGCUCGAGCUGUUCACCUCGCAGGACAAGUUCUGGGCCACCGUGGUGGGGCUGAUGCAGCGCCACGCGCCCACCUUCUGCUUCUGGCUGGGGCCCUGGCCCUUCGUCGUCAUCACGGACCCGCGCGACUACGAGCACGUCAUGAACAGCGCGCGCUUCAACGACAAGUCCACGUGGUACCCGCUGGCCCGGGUGGCCCUGGGCACCGGCCUCAUCACCCUCAGCGGCAAGGUGUGGCGGCGCCACCGCCGGGCCAUCGGGCCGUCCCUGCACCAGCACGUGCUCGUCCAGAACGUGGAGGUGUUCCGGCGCAAGGCAAUCGAACUCUCGCACAUGAUGACUCGAGCGGCGCGGUCGGCGCAGCCGGUGGACAUCCUGGAGUACUGCAACAUGGUGUCGAUGGACUCGGUGUGCGAGACGAUGCUGUCGGCCGACCUGUCCUCCGACGCCGCCGCGCUGGGCCGCUUCGUGGAGCAGACGACCAACGCGGCCCGCAUGGUGACGUACCGCGUCUGCCACCCCUGGCUGCUGUGGGACUCGCUGUACGCCAGGACGUCGGCGGGCAGGGAGGCGGCGCGCAUGGAGGCCGACACGGACACCUUCAUCGACCACAUCGUCAGCAAGUGGCGGCAGCACUCGGUGAGGCCCGACGCGACGCCCGAGGUGCACGAUCAGGGCGUCGUUGCGCAGGAGCAGCCCGGUGCCAAAGGCGCCUGCCGCCCCCGGUCGCUGCUGGAGCACGCGCUGGCCACGCAGGGGCUGGCCGACCUGCUGACGGCCAGGGAGUGGCGCGAGGAGGCCAAGGCCAUGGUGGUGGCCGGCCAGGGCACCGUGGCGCACUGCCUCAGCUUCGCCCUCCUCCUGCUCGCCAUGCACCCGGAGGAGCAGCGCCGGCUGCAGCAAGAGCUGGACGACGUGUUCGGCGCGGACCCGCAGCGCGCCGUCACGGAGCACGAGCUGCCGCACCUGCAGCGCAUGGAGCGCGUCAUCCUGGAGACGCUGCGCCUGUUCCCGCUCGUGCCCGUCUUCGGCCGGGACUGCGUGGAGGACACGGUGCUGCCGUCGGGGCCGCGCGUGCCGCGUGGCGCCCAGCUCUUCAUGUUCAGCUUCCACACGCAACGCGACCCCGCCUGGUUCCCGGACCCGCUGCGCUUCGACCCCGACAGGUUCCUGCCGGACCAAGUCCGCGGCCGGCCCCCGCUCAGCUUCGCGGCCUUCAGCGCGGGCCCGCGGUCGUGCAUCGGCCAGCGCUACGCCAUCAUGUACCUCAAGACGGUGCUGAGCACGGUGCUGCGGCGCUACGAGGUGCACCGCGCGCCGGGCGACACCCGCACCGUGGCCGACCUGCCCGUCGAGAUCGGCGUCAUCCUCAGCCUGGACGGCGGCUUCCCCGUCACCGUGUCCGAGCGGGGAGAGUUCCCGCCGACGGCCCUUCCCGCGGCGUCUCGGCAUCUCAACUAG
Molecule: messenger RNA, 1608 nt
Organism: Thrips palmi
Lineage: Eukaryota; Metazoa; Arthropoda; Insecta; Thysanoptera; Thripidae
Product: cytochrome P450 4g15-like
Exons: 5
Coding region: 1-1608 (535 amino acids)
Molecular function (GO): monooxygenase activity; iron ion binding; oxidoreductase activity, acting on paired donors, with incorporation or reduction of molecular oxygen
Source: RefSeq, a predicted model, not a curated record